AUGAGCAAUCAGUCAUCAGAUAUUCAGCGAUUCCUGAUCGAGUUAAUCAACUCAUCAAAGCCGAAGGUGUCGCCCAACAGGGCCAUCAGGUUCCCUGUCGAGCCCAUGACAGAUGAAGAUUUAGAGUUUUUCAAACUUGCCAAUGAAGUGGUCAAGAAGCAUCAGUAUCGCAUAGACCCUACCAUCCGAGACAUCUUGAACAGGCUUCAAUAUGCACACUCGCCACACGGGGGUCUUCCUAUCGCGAGAGAGUAUUUGGGUGCGCAGGCAAACGGGCUGAUUGGCCAACGCGAGUUCCCGUCGGCUGCAGAGAUGGAACCGAGAGGAAGUCGCAGCUCGGAGAUGUUCCCUCACUUAGACCAAGAUGUUUUCAAACGCCAACAACAAUACCAUAACGGUCAGGUGGGAUCCUCUUUGUACGCGCAACAAGCAGAAUCACAGAAUACAGAACUUAUAAGCCAACUAGCUGCCAGCAUCAAGAGCAUGGACCCUGUGGCACAGCAGGAGCUACUGCAAAAGCUCUCCGGAGCGAUGUCUACGAACGGGUCAUCACAGUCACCUAACUCGUCAUCUACGCAUCCACAACAACUGCCGCUGCUUCAGGGACUCGGAUUCCUGGGGACGGCUCAAAACACUAGGGAAAACGAACGGGUUCCGAAUUCCAACCACUCUACGGCGACAACUCCCGAGCCACAGCCAAAAAGUCAUGUUUGCGGAACAUGCUCCAUGACGUUCAAGCGCUCGUCGGACCUCAAAAGACACGAGAAAAUCCACUUGGAGGUGCCUCCGAACAUCUGCCCGCAGUGUCAGAAAGGGUUUGCUCGCAAAGACGCAUUGAAACGACACAUAGACACGCUGACAUGCAAGCGCAACAGGGAGCGUUUAUUGUCGAAGCUUAAUGAGGAGAACUUGAGCGAUUCAGAGUGA
This is a messenger RNA of Ogataea parapolymorpha DL-1, 927 nucleotides long. Its product is annotated as Transcriptional regulator MET32. The coding region runs from base 1 to 927 and encodes 308 amino acids. The transcript has a single exon. Gene Ontology annotation, molecular function: RNA polymerase II cis-regulatory region sequence-specific DNA binding; DNA-binding transcription factor activity. Gene Ontology annotation, biological process: regulation of transcription by RNA polymerase II. The record is from RefSeq and is a predicted model, not a curated record. Lineage: Eukaryota; Fungi; Ascomycota; Pichiomycetes; Pichiales; Pichiaceae.